Stylophora pistillata is the source of this 2778-nucleotide messenger RNA. RefSeq names its product beta-1,3-galactosyltransferase 1. Gene Ontology annotation, cellular component: Golgi membrane. Gene Ontology annotation, molecular function: hexosyltransferase activity. The record is from RefSeq and is a predicted model, not a curated record. NCBI's taxonomy places the organism in Eukaryota, Metazoa, Cnidaria, Anthozoa, Scleractinia, Pocilloporidae. Gene Ontology annotation, biological process: protein O-linked glycosylation.
UAAAGGCAGAUCAGAUCAAAGUCUUCCCUCGUCCACGGAGUCAAUUUUCCUUUGUGUAAAACGCCUAACACGCGCAAAUCACAGAGUAACAUCAAAACGGUUUCAAAGCCGGUUAACGCUUUCGCGUGACAAUGAUGACAUAAUCGAAGAGAUACUCAUACCGAUAUUUAUCAAUCAACACUUGAUAUAACUUGUGUAAUGAGUGUUUGAGUUGAAACAAAAUACGCAAAAACAUCGUCUUCCGAAAACAUGCUAAUCUGCGAUAAUGGGACCUUGGAAUUCAUGCGGCGAGCCGUCUACGUAAACAUUCCUUGUAUAACCCAGCAUAUCACCGGCUCAAGAGGCGACAACAACGGUGUGAACUGGACAGCUGAAGCAGUGAUGCCUUCGCAUGCUCUGAAUAUCACCUGCUCUAAUAAGCGUUUAUUGAGGAGAAUUGCAGGAGUUUUCUACGUGGCAGUCACAAUUGUAAUAGUCACCGUUUGUCUCCGUGAUUGGUCCCAGACCUGGAGAAUUGUUUCAUCUCCUCCAGCGAGGCAGCCACAUUCGUUAAAUGUCUACAGUGAGGUACGGCUUUUAAAGAAACCGACAAGGGCAAGUGUGGAGAAGACAGGGGCAACAGUAACAAAAAAUACAGAAAUUAUAGAGAGUUCGCCCGUGGAUUUAGAAAGCACUCACAGCACAGUCAGUGCAUCCACAAUCGAGGACCGACUUCCUUUUGAGCAUAAAACAACUCUCACCUCCACAACAAAAUGCAGUCAGCAUUAUUUUCUUCUUAUUCUUGUCUCUUCUUCUCCAGCGUAUUUCGACAGACGUAGAACAAUACGACAAACAUGGGCUGUUGAUAACUCCAUCAACACACGUUGGAAGACAGUGUUUUUGCUCGGCCAGUCCCGAGACAAAAAUCACUCAGAGCUCCUUCAACGCGAAGGUGCGUUUUACGGCGAUCUCGUGCGUGCGAACUACUACGAACACUAUUGGAACCAAACGCUUAAGAUUGAGAUGGGUUUUGAGUGGGCAGCUAGGUAUUGUAGCUUUCAGUUUUUGCUCAAAGCGGAUGAUGAUGUUUUUAUCAAUCCACCGGCCGUCAUCGCUAUCCUAAACAGAGCAACGACUCCAAAAGACAAACUUUAUAUGGGAUUUGUGUAUAGAAAUCCUUUGGUCAAAAGAACCGGGAAAUGGUCGUUAACUCGAGAGGAGUACAAAACAACACAUUAUCCUGACUUUUGCGCCGGGCCAGGUUAUAUUUUAUCAUCCGACGUUGUGACUUUGUUUGUCAGUAUUUUUGGUGGCAUUCCGCGGUUUAAAUUUGAUGAUGUUUAUGUCGGGAUGCUCGCCGCAAAGAUGGGGCUUAAUGCCGUUCAUGACAGGGGGUUCCAAACACCGCCAUACUUACCUAAAACGUGUGUUUUAGAUGACAACACUUUAGUCCGACAUGGAGCCGUGGGGCAGUGUUUGACUGACCUUUUCCAAAAGUCUCAAAUCAAAGGAAUGUCACCCUAACUAAUGGAUUUAUCCUGAUCAGUUAUGUUCUUAAUGAUCGCUAACAACCUUUGACAUGGAUAGACUGCGAUUAAGCGUCACGACUACAGAAAAAAGCGUGGUUUUCCUUGUUGAAACGACGCCUGUAAACGGCACUGGCGAAGGUUCAAAGGAAGAACAAGCGGCGCGGUUUAUUUCAGAAACUACGAAACACACUCCCAGGAGUUCGUGUCUGAUUUUACUCUCGAGUUAGGGUUAAUCCGUGCCGGUCGAUAUUGACAGGUAAUCUAUUUUGAGCCCAUUGGCUGUUUCUUUCAGGUAAGACCAGACUUCACUAUCAAAUUGUGCUUUGAAUAGCAUGCAAUUUAGAUAAGAAGUUGCCGGGUGGGGGCACAUUUACUCCUGUUGCGCCAGUAAGGCAGACACUGAUCUUUGUUUAAUGUGAUUGCUACUUAUCUUAAAACGUUGUUUGCGUGCGAUAAAAAUGGUGUUAUUAUGAUCAAUUAAUGACAUUUCUGAAUCCUACAUUACCUUAAUCGUCUCUUUCUAUGUGGAAAGAACGUCAAUUGCACAACUAAUGAACCAAUUUUGUGACUUCCGUUCGAUACCCGUAGGGAAUCUAGAAACAAUCUUGUUGGUAUACGUUGGAUCAAAUUACUGAUCUGAACAGCGAAAAGCGAUAAAAUAAAGAAAAUUAAUUAUAUUACACCAAUUUCAAACAAUUUUUACGAACGUGAACAUGCAAUUCUUUGAAUUAAAGUUACCUAUAAGAUUGUUAACUACCAAAAUACCAAUUGACAAAAAAUAGUAUUCAAUACGACCUUGAAUAUGCCGUCUCAGGGACAGUUCCGCAGGCACACCACUAACUCCCCCCUACUCCCUCCCCCUGAGUAACAGGUCGUCUUUGAUAUAUUUAUCCUGUCUUGCCCUGUUGCUAUCUAUUUUUACACUUAAAAUGGCACCUCCUUGAAUAGGAGGUCACGAAAUCUCCAUUCUGACUAACUUGGCUUAUGAGAGCUUGCCGGGAUUUUCUCUAAAUAUAACUCAUAACGUUUUUCUGUAGAUUUAGAAUCCUCUACUGAAAAUCUUGAUGGUGUCCUGCUCCCUCCAAAUACCUAUGAAUUUCAUAAUCACGGAUAUCCCCUAUUUUCCAACCCCCCACAUAGAAGACGUGACGUAAUCUAAUUACGACCGAACUAUUUGAGACAUGGGCAAAUAAAACAAAAUUGGUCAUAAAUAAAGCAUUGUUUUGAAAAAUGGAGACGCGUUGAAAUAAAGGAUGUUAUGCUUAAGCAA